Molecule: messenger RNA, 2559 nt
Organism: Leptinotarsa decemlineata (Colorado potato beetle)
Lineage: Eukaryota; Metazoa; Arthropoda; Insecta; Coleoptera; Chrysomelidae
Source: RefSeq, a predicted model, not a curated record
CUCUCUACACCUGUAUAAAGUUUUCUAUUAUAAUUUUUAUGACAAACUGCAACAGCUCGGUUCCGACGGGAUCUCUAUCGAGAACCGCCAUUAGAGAAUUUCAGUUUCUAAUCAAUUUUAAACGUCGCAAACAAGAAAGCGAUCCAUGCCAAAUUUCUUCCAAAUCGCAUUAGUUUUCCUUUCAUCAAUCGUAUCGUCGAAAUCAAGCCCCGUUUCCUUGAUCUAUUCCCAUACUCCAAAUACCCAAUUCGAUCCAUUCGUGUACCCCACCAGUCCACAUCGACUCAUGGAAGUUCCAUAACCGAGGUGUCUUCUGGUGCAAAGAAAUCGCGGUCGGCCUCGUUUUGCGACAGUCUUCAACUGUUCUUCUUCGGUCAGUGUUGCCGGUAACAGCGACAGGUGCACAAGAUACGUUGAUGUUAACAGUUUCUCAAGGUGCGCGAUGAACGUGUGUCGGUGCAAGAACCCGGGACUUUUGUUGUGGCUUCCGGCCCUUCUGGUUUUUGGACUAACUAUUUCUGAGCACGGAAUUGAUGGACAAUCUCCAUCAGGCUGCCGUUUCCCAGGUGCCCCAGCCCACUCGUCAGUGGUGUUUUCGGAUGAGGAUUUGGGCCCCGGGGCUGUGGCAACCUACUCUUGUGAGAGAGGUUUCGAGUUAUUAGGUCCUUCGAGAAGAAUUUGUGAAAAUGGCUUGUGGAUGCCAGAAGGAAUACCAUUUUGUGUUCUAAACGUUGCAGCUGGAAAAGCACCAAUGCAGGUUAGUACCGAAGUUGGCGGAAUACCCCAGAAAGCUAUAGAUGGCAGCACAAGCGCUUUUUUCAAUAGUGAUACAUGUACUCUAACGAAAGCGGAAAGAAGUCCAUGGUGGUAUGUCAACCUGUUGGAGCCUUAUAUGGUUCAAUUAGUUCGUCUGGAUUUUGGGAAGCCCUGUUGCGGAGCAAAGAAACCAGCAACAAUCGUAGUUCGAGUUGGAAACAACAGACCUGAUCUGGGAACUAAUCCCAUUUGCAAUCGAUUCACGGGCUUUCUGGAAGAAGGCCAACCCUUGUUUCUACCUUGUAACCCGCCAAUGCCAGGAGCUUUCGUGAGCGUUCAUCUGGAAGCUCCAGCACCUAGCCAGCUCUCAAUAUGUGAAGCUUUCGUUUAUACCGAUCAGGCACUUCCGAUCGAGAGAUGUCCACAGUUCAGAGAUCAACCGCCAGGUAGCACCGCCACCUACAACGGAAAAUGUUACAUAUUUUAUAAUAGGCAACCAAUGAAGUUCCGAGAUGCUCUCUCCUUCUGCAGAUCGAGAGGAGGUACUCUUGUCGACGAAAGCAAUCCGGCACUCCAGGGCUUCAUCAGUUGGGAGCUAUGGAGGAGACACAGAAGUGACUCCAGCGGCCAAUACUGGAUGGGUACUAUCAGAGAUCAGGAUACCCGAGGAUGGAAGUGGCUAACAGGAGACGAUGUGACAGUAUCUUUCUGGAAUUUGCCGGUGGGAAAUGGUGAAUGCGCUAGGUACGACGGAACUAAGGGAUGGCUUUGGUCCGAUACUGAUUGUUCGAUGCACUUGAACUACAUUUGCCAACAUCAACCCAAAGCAUGUGGACGUCCGGAGCAACCUCCAAAUUCUACAAUGAUGGCUCCAAACUUCAACGUUGGAACAUCGAUAGAGUACGCAUGUGAUGAAGGUCACCUUCUUGUCGGCCCUACUCAAAGAGUUUGUCUAGAAACAGGUUUCUACAAUGAAUUUCCUCCAGUGUGUAAAAGAAUCCAAUGCGGAUAUCCAGCGGAUAUCGCUAAUGGGGAGUACAACUUGGUGAACGAUAGCGUUGGUUAUUUAUCCAGGGUAAUCUACACCUGCGACGAAGGUUACGAAAUGAUCGGACGGGCUCAACUGGCGUGCGAUAUUGACGAGAGAUGGAAUGGACCACCACCUAGAUGUGAAGCUAUUCAGUGUGAACCUCCAGCAAAUCAAAUCACCAAUGGAAUAAUGCGAAUACCCAACGAUACCUUACAUGGAUCAGUGAUCGAAUUCAGUUGUCAUUUGGGUUACAAAUUGAUUGGUCCAGAUACAAUCACUUGUCUAUCCAAUGGGCAAUAUGAUUAUCCACCGCCAACUUGUCAAGAAAUCGCCACAACAACACUCACGACUCCCGAACCCACAAAACCAAGCAGACGUCCAUCCUCCUCCUCAACAACUCUAACUACCCGUCAACGAACCAGGGGCACUCGUCCCCCACCAACCACCAUCAGAGCGAUUGAAAUCAUGAAAGUAACGAACAGAACAAGAAGACCAGUUUCUAGAAUCCCCUCAACAACUCCGGUAAACGUACCAUCUUCAGUGCAUCCCUCGAUCAUAGUUGCAGGCCAUCCACAGGACAACGAAAUCGCCGGUAGUUCCAAUAUUCAACAUGGAGAAAUACCCAAUGUCAACGUGCCGUUGUCCGUGGACGGAGAACGCAGAGAAACGUUUGGCGCUAAACUGAACCUCGGGGCGGUCAUCGCUUUGGGAGCUUUCGGAGGGAUCAUCUUCUUGGCGGCCAUCAUAACUACAAUAGUAAUAUUGGUCAGAAG